Messenger RNA from Humulus lupulus (European hop), 1132 nucleotides. Its product is annotated as protein VERNALIZATION 3-like. The transcript is spliced from 4 exons. The record is from RefSeq and is a predicted model, not a curated record. Bases 99 to 620 code for a protein of 173 amino acids. NCBI's taxonomy places the organism in Eukaryota, Viridiplantae, Streptophyta, Magnoliopsida, Rosales, Cannabaceae.
CCAAAUAUAUUGUACUACUCAACCAUUUUCAAUAGUUUACUACGUUAAAAAUUAUCAUAUUUAAAUUUUCAUAUUUUUUUAUUAAGAAGCAUAUAGCCAUGGCUAGGGACCCUCUUGUGGUUGGCAGAGUGAUAAACGAUGUGUUGGACCCUUUUACGAAGUCUGUGUCUCUUAAAGUUUCGUACAGUGGCAAUAGGGCUAUUAACAAUGGUACUGACCUCAGACCUUCUCAAGUUGCUAACCAACCUAGGGUUGAAAUUGGUGGGGAUGAUCUCAGGACCUUCUACACUUUGGUUAUGGUUGAUCCUGAUGCUCCUAACCCUAGUGAACCCAAUCUCAGAGAAUAUUUGCAUUGGUUGGUGACUGAUAUUCCCGCAACUACCGGAGCAGGCUUUGGACAAGAAGUGAUGUGCUAUGAGAGUCCACGACCAACGGUGGGAAUACAUCGUUAUGUGUUCGUGUUGUUCCGGCAACUUGGACGGCAAACAGUGUACGCGCCUGGGUGGCGACACAACUUCAACACAAGAGACUUUGCUGAGAUCUACAAUCUGGGAUUGCCCGUUGCUGCCGUUUAUUUCAACUGUCAGAAGGAAAUCGGUUGCGGUGGAAGAAGGUCAUAAUAUAUAUCUAUCCAUAUAUAUAAAUAUAUAUCUAUCCAUAUAUAUAAAUAUAUAUAAUAAUCAUAAUUAUAUAUCUAUAUAUUGAAUAAUGCUAGAGACACAACACUAAUAAACUUAAAAUUUACCAUUAGUGACGAUAUCUUUUUCAACUAUAUACAUAGUUAAAAAUGUUAUCAUUAAAGGGUAAGUUUUUGAGUGUAUACAAUGCUGGCUGCUAACUAUAUAUAAUAAUAAUAAUAAUAAUAUCGACUAUAUAUAUAUCAUGCAACUACAAGUAGCAUAAUAUAUAUAUGCUACAUCUAGUAGUAGUAGUAACUAUAUAUGUGUGUUGUAUAACUAGUUGUGAUCUCUUGUAAUAAAACUCUAGCACUGUACUAUCAGUACUUAUGAAAUUAUCAAAUGUGAGUUGUAAAUGUUUCACGCAUCUAGCAAUAUUAAUGUUAUUAUUACUAGAUGUUGUAAAUGUUUAUGAUGGAUCAAUAUAAUAUGUGGACUUAUAGUACUUUUCAUUA